AUGAGCAGCUUCACACGGCUGCUGCUUGAAAAAGGCCUGACCUAUGGCACUUCGGAUGGCGCAUUGCCACAUCGCUCUCGGGCGAGAACAGACGAGGCAGAGGAGGACCCGCGGACUGUGCCUCUGGACAAGCUCCUGGAAGAGUUGGACCAAGAGGACCGCUCAGAGCCAUCGGUGUCCUCGACAGCGGAGCCCGAGGCGCCAGCGCCUGCAGCGCCCACCCAGGCGAGGGAGGGCACCAGAGAAACAGUGCUGGAGAGCAGCGUGAACACUGUGAACACGUGA
Messenger RNA from Symbiodinium natans, 285 nucleotides. The record is from the annotation of a GenBank genome assembly. Lineage: Eukaryota; Dinophyceae; Suessiales; Symbiodiniaceae.